Lampris incognitus (smalleye Pacific opah) is the source of this 963-nucleotide messenger RNA. It is a transcript of the gene st6galnac5b, whose product is annotated as ST6 (alpha-N-acetyl-neuraminyl-2,3-beta-galactosyl-1,3)-N-acetylgalactosaminide alpha-2,6-sialyltransferase 5b. Bases 1 to 963 code for a protein of 320 amino acids. Gene Ontology annotation, molecular function: alpha-N-acetylgalactosaminide alpha-2,6-sialyltransferase activity. The record is from RefSeq and is a predicted model, not a curated record. The transcript is spliced from 5 exons. Gene Ontology annotation, biological process: ganglioside biosynthetic process; oligosaccharide metabolic process. Lineage: Eukaryota; Metazoa; Chordata; Actinopteri; Lampriformes; Lampridae.
AUGAAGACCCGAGUGUGCCAGGGGGCCGUUGGCAUCAUCCUCGUCACCAUGGUUACAAGUUUUAUGGUGAUGUACAACAGCGGUUCCGGGGACGCGUCCCCGCCGUCGCCCCACCGCCCGAGUCCACCGGCGAAGCAUCGGGAGAGGCCACCGAGACGAGCUGCACCCGCCCUGGACGGCUACCUGGGCGUCAUCGAUCACAAGCCUCUGAGGAUGCACUGCACCACCUGCGCCCUGGUGACCAGCUCCGGCCAGCUGAUGGGGGGCGACCAGGGCGAGGAGAUCGACCGCUCCGAGUGCGUCAUCCGAAUGAACGACGCCCCCAGCGCAGGCUACCAGCGCGACGUUGGCAGGCGUAACACGUUGCGAGUAGUUGCCCAUUCCAGCCUCCAGAGGGUGCUAAAGAGCCGCCAGGAGCUGCUCAAUGCCAGCCAGGACACGGUGUUCAUCUUCUGGGGACCGAGUAGCUGCAUGAGACGGGACGGGAAGGGCCACGUCUACAACAACCUCCGGCUGCUGAACCAGCUGCUGCCCGAUCUCAAAGUCUACGUCAUCUCCCGCCUCAAGAUGCAGUGGUUCGACGAGCUCUUCAGAAAGGAAACGGGGCUUGACAGGAAGAGCUCCAACUCCUGGUUGAGUACAGGCUGGUUCACCAUGACUAUAGCCCUGGAGAUGUGCGACAGGAUCAAUGUUUACGGCAUGGUGCCUCCGGAUUUCUGCAGCUUGCCGUCCCAUAUCUCAGUGCCUUAUCAUUACUACGAGCGCUCGGGGCUCGACGAGUGCUCCAUGUAUCUCUCUCACGAGUGGAGUCGAUGGGGAAGCCACCACCGCUUCAUCACCGAGAAGAGGGUGUUUGCCAACUGGGCCCGCACGCUCAACAUCCACUUCUACCAACCGCAGUGGGAACCGGACUCCACUGUCACCAGUAUGAACAGCUCAAACAGUCAAGCUGCUGCCUCCUGA